Argentina anserina (silverweed cinquefoil) is the source of this 1607-nucleotide messenger RNA. Its product is annotated as probable protein phosphatase 2C 47. The record is from RefSeq and is a predicted model, not a curated record. Gene Ontology annotation, biological process: protein dephosphorylation. Gene Ontology annotation, molecular function: protein serine/threonine phosphatase activity; cation binding. Lineage: Eukaryota; Viridiplantae; Streptophyta; Magnoliopsida; Rosales; Rosaceae. The transcript is spliced from 4 exons. Bases 140 to 1312 code for a protein of 390 amino acids.
UUUUUUUUACAGUUGUUAUUGGCUUUUAGCUUAAGAAGCACAAUUGGUUGAGAGGUGUUGUUGAUGUUAGCAGUGAUGGUGGAUUGGAUUAAUUGAAUGAAGAUAAGGGUUUCAAAGAGUUUGAUGGGUUAGGAAGGAAAUGAUGGCUUCAGGAUUUGAAAUCUCGCCUCAGGUGACCGGAUAUGUUGGUGGGUGCUCAAAGGACAGUGCUACAAUGUCUGCUCCGGCUCCUGCCAUGGAAGAUCAUCACAAUGGUGACACUUUGGUCAGUCCCAAUCAAGUUCCUACUGGAAAACCUCCGCGGAACAUUUCGGUUAUGAGGCAUUGCACCAGCUCUGCAUUCUUGUGUGAAUCAGAUUCAGAUCUUGGAAAUUUUGGCUUGAAGUCACCUUCAAUUGAGACAUCAGACUUUGUUUCUGUAUUCCGUUCGGGGAGCUGUUCUGAAAAAGGACCAAAACAGUAUAUGGAAGAUGAGUAUAUUUGUGUGGAUAAUCUUGAGGAACAUCUUGGCGAUUCAGUAAACCUGCCUUCUCAUGGGGCAUUUUAUGGGGUCUUUGAUGGGCAUGGUGGUGUUGAUGCUGCAUCAUUCAUAAAAAAGAACCUCCUUAAUUUCAUUGUUCAAGACUCUCAUUUCCCAAAUGGCCUUAAAAAAGCAACUAGAAGCGCUUUUGUGAAGGCUGAUCAUGCAUUUGCGGAUGCUACCGCUCUUGACAAGUCCUCUGGUACCACCGCUUUGACUGCUCUUAUCCUGGGAAGGAACAUGCUAAUAGCUAAUGCUGGUGAUUGUCGAGCUGUACUUGGGAAGCGAGGAAGGGCAAUUGAACUAUCUAAAGAUCAUAAACCUAAUUGUACCUCCGAAAGAUUAAGAAUUGAGAAGCUGGGUGGCGUCAUCUAUGAUGGAUAUCUCAAUGGCCAACUAUCGGUGGCACGUGCUCUUGGGGACUGGCAUAUCAAGGGCUCUAAAGGUUCAAACUGUCCCUUAAGCUCGGAGCCAGAGCUGGAGGAACUUGUCCUAUCAGAAGAAGAUGAAUUCUUGAUAAUGGGAUGUGAUGGCUUGUGGGAUGUGAUGAGCAGCCAGUGUGCAGUCACAAUGGUAAGAAAGGAGCUCAUGCAACAUAAUGAUCCUGAGAGAUGUUCCAAAGUUCUUGUCAAGGAGGCGCUCCAACGAAACACAUGCGACAACCUGACUGUUGUCGUGGUGUGUUUCUCCAAAGACCCUCCUCCCAAGACCGAAAUUCCUAAAUCCCACAAGAGGAGAAGCAUUUCAGCUGAAGGGUUGGACCUUCUCAAGGGUGUCUUGAGCAACAUUUGAAUACACACAAAGUGCUUCAAGCUUUCUGAGGCUCUCCCUCCGCCCUGUUGCGGCCGCAGACUACUGAUUUCUUUAACUAUACGUCAUGUACAAUUUUCAACACUACAAGACACCCCGAUUUUGAAGCUUCAGAAAAUUUUCAGAUUUUAGUACCAUUUAAGUUGCUGGUAAAUAGAAACAAAGCUCUUAAAAGAGGUAAGCCUAUGUCCUCUGACUUGCUUCAUUGAGUUGAUAUUGUAAAUAAGUCAUACAAUUAAUAUGGACAACUUCACUCUUUAAAUCACAAUUAGCCAAU